Nothobranchius furzeri (turquoise killifish) is the source of this 2064-nucleotide messenger RNA. RefSeq lists its product as uncharacterized. Gene Ontology annotation, cellular component: extracellular region; Set1C/COMPASS complex. The record is from RefSeq and is a predicted model, not a curated record. Lineage: Eukaryota; Metazoa; Chordata; Actinopteri; Cyprinodontiformes; Nothobranchiidae. Gene Ontology annotation, molecular function: hormone activity. Gene Ontology annotation, biological process: replication fork processing.
CGCGUUUGAUUUGAGCACUGGUGUAUUUCCGUUUCAAGUUUUAAUGACACAAAGCUACAAUCACCCCGCCUGCAACUCAUUAAGGUGUAUGAAACGAGCGCAUGUUUGGCAGGACAGUGGGAGCCCACUCCUCGUAGGUAGUUGAGCUGCAGCUAAGGUGUCUCUUUAGCUGCAGCUAACAGGUAAAUAAGCUCCAAGCUUAGGAAUGGCGGAGGGUAGUGGGAAUGUUAACCCGGCCAGCCUUCCUCCGGGAGACCCGCAGCUUAUCGCUAUGAUUGUGGAGCAUUUAAAGAACCGGGGACUUUUUGACGAGUUUCGUCGGGACUGUUUGGCCGAUGUUGACACAAAGCCUGCCUAUCAGAACCUGCGACAGAAGGUGGACAACUUCGUCACGUCCCAUCUGAGCACACAGGACUGGACCCCGACCAUCAACAAGAACCAGAUGAGAAAUGGACUCAGACAAAGUGUUGUUCAAUCAGGCAUGCUGGAGUCUGGUGUGGACCGGAUUAUAACUCAGGUUGUGGACCCAAAGAUGAACCACACUUUCCGGCCAGAGAUAGAAACUGCUGUUCAUGACUUUCUCUCAGGGGAUCGGAAGGAAGAGAGCACCUCAAGUUCUAACCCUGCAGCAUCCGAACAGACAGAAACACAAGAGUCCACUAGUGCCUCCGGCCCCAAAACCCCUUUGAACCUGUCCGGCGUUGGGGGUUUCCUGCUGCUGGCGUGGCAUCAGGUGCUGGCCGUGGAGCUGCAUGAUGUUCCGGAGAAACAGGGUGUCAAAAACCGCCUCUCGCUGCAAAACACAGCUGAGAUCCAGAGCUGCCUGGUGAGUUCAGGAAAUGUCGGCUGUGGGAUGUUUCAGUGCUUCAACAACAACUCCUGUGAAAUCCAAGGCUUGCACCACAUAUGUCUCACCCUGCUGCACAAUGCCGGGCACUUUGACUCCCAGGGGAAAUCCUUUGUGAAGGAUGCGCUGCGAUGCACAGCGGCGGGACUGCGGCAGCGUUUCAGCUGUGUGAGCCGCCGAUGCUCUGCAGUGAGAGAGAUGGUCUUCUCACUUCAGAGAGAGUGCUACUCCAAACACAACCUCUGCCUCGCUCUGCAGGACCACAUUGACACCAUGGGAAGCCUGGUCCAGUUCCACCUGAUGUUUCCCACAGGGCCAUACGUUGAGCUGAUAAACUUCCUAUUGAGGUGCGGAGACGAGAUCCAGGUCUGGGUCGGACAGCGGCUGCGAGGCCAGUGCGAGCAGCACUGGGGGGCGCUGUGCGGCAGCUUCACCAACACCUGCCCUCUCAGCCAGUCGGAUGCUCUUGAGCACAGCACCCCUCCGCCCGCAGCGGCCCAGCCCAUCACUGCUGCAGAACCUCGACAGCAUCUGACAGGAGAAGGCCAGCUGGAUGACAGAGUCCCCGUGAGGCUGUCGGACAACUCUACAGAGUCUGCUGUGUAGGUGGGCGAGAGGAGGAGGUGCACACAGGGUACACCAACAUUACGCACUUGCAUCAGCAGCAGAUAGAAAUACUUUUGGAGGACUUUCAGAGAAAACGGCGCAGCGUAAUCUAGUCUGUUUGCAGGUUUUGGCUGAUAUUCAUCUUUUCUCCGAACAUUUAAAUAAGGAUGAAGGCCGGUCAUCUACCUCACUUUAACCAUAGUGUCAUAUAUCUAGUAGGAACACACACACCCAACACUACAGAGAACAUGUUCAGAGCUCCCGUGCAGCUGAUGAGUUCAAAUCCGAUUCGUGUUUUUGUAUUUAUAGGUUUUGUAACACUGAGCACCGAACAUCAAACACACAAAUACACAUGCUUUAGACAACCGAGAGGAAGGAAGUAUUAUUUAAUAAUAUUAUUAGUAAUUUUUUAAUGAGUGGUUUUGUUUUAAUAAUAAAAAAUUAAAGAGCAUUUUGUAAAAAUUAAUGUUAAAAACUCUUGUGAGGAAAAAAAGUGAGAAUUUACUUAGAAAAUAAAUUGUUUUAUUAUUUAGGCAAAGUAAUGAUGCGUUCGGGUACUUCUACAGGAUUGUUGUGCUACAUGUUGAAAAUAAUAAAUGUUCAUUCAAACA